This is a messenger RNA of Medicago truncatula (barrel medic), 402 nucleotides long. RefSeq names its product zinc finger protein GIS2-like. The transcript has a single exon. Bases 1 to 402 code for a protein of 133 amino acids. Gene Ontology annotation, molecular function: nucleic acid binding; zinc ion binding. Lineage: Eukaryota; Viridiplantae; Streptophyta; Magnoliopsida; Fabales; Fabaceae. The record is from RefSeq and is a predicted model, not a curated record.
AUGUUUAAAGUUGAGAAUGGACUACGCCUCGAAAUCAAGCAGUUCAUUGGUUAUCAGCAAAUUCGUCAAUUUUCUUCGUUAGUGACCGCUUGCAGAAUCUACGAGGACGAUAGUAAGGCGAGGACCAAUCAUUACAAAAUUUCCAGCGAUAGGAGGAGUAGGGAACAUAGUCGUAGCAAGCCUUAUAGUAGUGUUCCAGCUAAUAAAGGAAAACAGAAACUACAACAUAAUGGUACGAGUGAAAAAGAAACAAGUGGGGGAAACAAUCGCCCUCCUCUGAGGUGUUUUAGUUGUGGUGCUGAGGGUCAACGUGCUUCAGAUUGUAAAGAAGGUGUUAAGUGUUUUAACUGCAAUGAGUUGGGGCACAUUAGUACUAAUUGUCCAAAGCCGAAGAAGAUAUAG